AUGACACGUGUCAGCAGGAACUGGAAAGCGGUCGCUGAACGUGCGAUGUAUCGCAUUGUUUCACUUGAGGACGAUACGAUCGCACUGGGUUUCUUCCAAUCGGUCAUCGCUCGGCCAAUUGCGGGGAUCAAGAAGACACCGAGGCUUCUUCUGCACGGAGCCUGCACUGACAAUUUGAGAACCGUUGAUAAGACUUGGGAUUUGGGAUUGCUCUCAAGGGUAUUGACGCUCUGUCCCAACAUCUUACAAUUACGGCUUAGCAUCAUGCCAAGACUGCACAAAGCUUUCGCACCACCCCACCGAAAAUAUACAAGACCCCUUCGACGUCUCCAGAUUUCUCCAAGAAGUCGCGGCGAAGCGAAGCCCGUGGCAAUGCCCAGCUUAGGGCUGACUGGCCCAUGCGAGGUCGUUAAAGCCCUAGUCCCAGGCAGACCGGUACGAGAUGUCAGACUGAUAUGGUGUGAAGAGGAUGGGAAACUUCUCGGGGCAUUGACCGCGCUCGGGCAGUCGACCAGUCCAGUUUCCACGCUUACAAUCCAAUCUGUGGACCUACUGGAUGAAAAGGCCAUCGUUUUCACUGGACAUGACCUUCCGUGCCUUGAAUACCUCAGCAUCGUUUCCCCUUAUUUCCAGCUUCCGGACGACGACGUUGUGAUGGUCCUCCAACGGAGCCUUGAAGGACUUCCGUGCCUGAAAGAGCUCAAGAUAAUGGUCCCGUAUUUGCCAAACGAGAAAUGGCGAUCUUUCAUAUCAACUUGUGAGACGCCGAUCGCGGUUCUUGGAUGGAAAGUAGAGAUACGCUGGGACAUAGAUGGGUGGGUGUCUUACGCGAGUGAUGAUGAGCACUAG
This is a messenger RNA of Cantharellus anzutake, 849 nucleotides long. RefSeq lists its product as uncharacterized. The record is from RefSeq and is a predicted model, not a curated record. Bases 1 to 849 code for a protein of 282 amino acids. The transcript has 2 exons. NCBI's taxonomy places the organism in Eukaryota, Fungi, Basidiomycota, Agaricomycetes, Cantharellales, Hydnaceae.